AUCGAGCAGAACAAGAAGCGAGAGUCGGAGGUUCUCAAGCUGCGCCGGGAGAUGGAGGAGUCCUCCCUGCAGAUGGAGGCCACCAUGGCUGCCCUGCGCAAGAGGCAGGCCGAGUCCACGGUGGAAAUGACGGAGCAGCUGGACAGCCUGCAGCGCGUGAAGCUCAAGCUGGAGAAGGACAAGCAGGUCAUGAAGGUGGAGAUCGAUGACCUCGCCUCCAGCCUCGAGGCAUCUCAGAAGUACAAGGUGUCGGCCGAGAUGCACAUCCGCAAGCUGGAAGAUCACCUGAGCGAAUCCAGCUCGCACUGCGAGGACCUGCAGAAAACCCUCAACGAGGUCAACAACUUCAAAGUGAAGCUCGCAGCCGAAAACAGCGACAACCUGCGGCGGCUGGAGGAGGGGGAGAACAAGAUCGCUCAGCUGAGCCGCACCAAGCUCUCGCUGUCCUCGCAGCUGGAGGAGACCAAAAGGUCGCUGGAUGAAGAAACUAAGGCGAAGGGCAUGGUGUCUCUGGGCAUGUCCAACGCCAAGCACGACUGCGACCUCCUCCGCGAGCAGCUGGAGGAGGAACAGGAGAGCAAAGCCGAGCUCCACCGCGUCAUCUCGCGCCUCAACGGGGAGCUCACUCAGUGGCGCAGCAAGUACGAGUCGGAUGCGCUCGGCCGUCUGGAGGAGCUCGAGGAAACCAAGAAGAAGCUUGCCGCUCGGCUGCAGGAGUCCGAGGAGGCUGUGGAAGCCGCCCAAGCGAGGUGUGCAAGCCUGGACAAGGCCAAGCAGAAACUCCAGGGAGAGCUCGAAGACCUUACCCUCGACCUUGAGAAGGCCAAUAGCUCUGCAGCUUCCUUGGACAAGAAACAGCGUUCGUUUGACAAGCAGCUGUCGGACUGGCGUCAGAAGUACGAGGAGGUCCAGUCGGAGCUGGACUCGUCGCAGAAGGAGUGCAGGAACUACAGCAACGAGAUAUUCAAGCUGAGGACCUGCUACGAGGAGGCGGUCGAACAGCUGGAGGCCUUCAAGAGAGAGAACAAGACCCUUCAAGAGGAGGUCACCGAUCUGACAGAGCAGCUGGGAGAGGGAGGAAAAAGCGCUCACGAGCUGCAGAAGGUGAAGAAGAAGUUGGAACUGGAGAAGGAAGAACUGCAGCUCUCCCUGGAAGAGGCGGAAGCAGCCCUGGAGUCGGAGGAGGGCAAGGUGGUGCGCAUCCAGCUGGAGCUGGCCCAGGUCAAGGCCGACAUCGACCGCCGCGUGCAGGAGAAGGAGGAUGAGUUCGAGGCCAUCAGAAAGAACCACCAGCGCAGCAUGGAGUCCAUGCAAAUGAGCUUGGAGGCCGAGGCCAAGGGGCGCGCCGAGGCCCUGAGGCACAAGAAGAAGAUGGAGAACGACCUCAACGAGGCGGAGCUGCAGCUGGACCACGCGAGCCGCACCAACGCGGAGGCCGGCAAGCUCGUCAAGAAGCUGCAGCAGCAGGUCAAGGACGCGCAGCUGCAGAUGGACGAGGAUGGUCGCGAGCGGGACGAGCUGCGUGAGCAGCAGAGCGUGGCCGAGCGGCGCCUCGCGCUGGUGCUCGCCGAGCUGGAGGAGCUGCGCGGGAACCUCGAGGUGUCAGAGCGCGCGCGCAAGAUCGUCGAGCAGGACCUGGCUGAGCUGCGCGAGAGGCACUCGGAGGCCGACACGCAGAACCAGCACUUGAAUGGUCAACGUAAGAAACUGGAGAGCGACUUGCAGCACCUCACGAUGACCUAUGAGGAGAUGAUUUCUGAGUACCGGUCCACAGAUGAGAAGGCUAAAAAGGCCAUCAUUGAUGCUGCCCGCAUGGCGGAAGAGCUGAGGCAACAGCAGGACCAUGGCACACACCUGGAGAAGAUCAAGAAAAACCUGGAGCAGACGGUGAAGGACCUCUCCGCCAAGCUGGACGAGGCCGACCAGAUCGCAAUGAAAGGCGGCAAGAAGAUCAUCCAGAAACUGGAGAUCAAGGUGCGCGAGCUGGAGGGCGAGCUCGACGCCGAACAGAAACGGCACGCCGAGACCAUCAAGAGCCUGCGCAAGAACGAGCGGCGCAUGAAGGAGCUCAUCUUCCAAACGGACGAGGAUCAGAAGAACCAGGCGCGCAUGCAGGAGCUGGUGGAGAAGCUGCAGAGCAAGAUCAAGACCUACAAGCGGCAGCUUGAGCUCGUGGAGGAAGAGGCCAACACGAACCUGUCCAAAUACCGCAAGACCAUCCACGAGCUCGACGAGGCGGAGGAGAGAGCCGACAUUGCCGAGUCGGCGCUGGUCAAGAUCCGCACCAAAAACCGCGGCUCGGCCGCCAAGGGCUUCUCCAGCUCGGUAGACCACGCUGGGAAAGAUGCCGAUGACUAAAUGUCCACCCCCUUGCUGUCUCUUCUCUUGUCGUGCUUCAUUUCUGGGUUACAACUCGCCCCACCUCUCCAAUUCCAGGGCUCCCAGCUCCCUGGCGACAAUGGAUGAUGACUACAUGUGACCACAGUACAGCACCAGCAGUUGUGUUUUCUCUACCAUGCAGUAGAAGGCGGACAAAGGCAAGCUGUGCUUAUGUAUGUAUGUUGAACUUCUUUCGCGCCGUACGUAGCCAACCGUGCUAAUCUGAAGUGCGGGGAAAGACAACAAACUCGACACAAAAAGCAGAAUAGAAAGAGCAUCACAGCGCUUCAUUUCAGCAUGAACAGCCCUGAACAACGCUCCCGGAAUUAUUUUGGCACGCGCCACAUCCAUCGCGCUGAGUUUGUGCUCCAUAAUUUGCUCGUAGGAUCAUAGCAAACAUCGGCCACAAUUAUAAAGGAUGGUCAUGGAUAGGCGGCGCCGUUCACUGCCAUGCCUGCUCUGAGACCAGUCGAACAGCGUUCCGUGAAAUAAUUAAUAAGUGAGAUAUUCUUUGGUUAUUUCGGUAAAUUCACGUAGGUAGAAAAUGUAUAGAUCACGACGUUUCGAUCGCAACACACGCAACCGUCAUCAGGUGAGACACGUCGUGAUCUAUUAAUUUUCUACCUACGUGACUUUACUGAAAGAACCAAAGAGUAUGGAUUCCUGCAGUCACGAAAGCUUCAAAUCAAGAUUGAGUGGGAUGUGACGACAAUGCUUGUUUAUGUCCGAAGCAGUGUCUUUUUAUCAGAAGUUUCCCCGUUUCUCUCCCUCCCCCGCCAUCAUCACUGCCUUGUAAGCACGUGCUGGUUAUAUCAGAACUGGUUUAUGUUACCGAAUUAGGUGGGCUUAUACUGUAUACAGAUUUUACUGCGUCACUGCAGAUAGACCCCCUUAAAACAGCUGUAGAGCAACGAUUCAUUUCAACUGAACUGUUCAUUGUACUCACUCUGGAACAAUUUACACUGCAAGCUUUGUUAUGUUUUUUUUUACGACCAAGAAACCGCCCUGUAAUAUGUUGUAAUCUAAGGUGGGCGAAACGCAUGACACACAGUACGCUCGCAAUUAAACAACCGCUGUGUGUUUAUUUUAAAACGUGCUAGUUGUGUAACCAAACACACACACGUAUGUUUUCUAAUAAAUAACAUAUUUAUAGUGGCGGGGUUUCUCCACCCAAAAUGAAAACUGCCCAUUGCUGCAAUAUAACUGCUCCACUGCCACCUUGGGGUGUAUAACCAAGUGUAAUUGGUCAAUUCACAACGGUCACCUGAUGUAACCGAGUCUGUUAAAGAGUCGUCUUGUAACCCAUAAGUGUGUAAAUACAAAAUAGCUUCUAUGCAAUGUUACCAAUAUUAAUCAGAGGUGACAAAAUAAACAAGAGAACAUA
This is a messenger RNA of Lethenteron reissneri (Far Eastern brook lamprey), 3763 nucleotides long. RefSeq lists its product as uncharacterized. NCBI's taxonomy places the organism in Eukaryota, Metazoa, Chordata, Hyperoartia, Petromyzontiformes, Petromyzontidae. The record is from RefSeq and is a predicted model, not a curated record. Gene Ontology annotation, cellular component: cytoplasm; myosin filament; myosin II complex. Gene Ontology annotation, molecular function: actin filament binding; microfilament motor activity.